Messenger RNA from Naegleria lovaniensis, 639 nucleotides. RefSeq lists its product as uncharacterized. The record is from RefSeq and is a predicted model, not a curated record. Gene Ontology annotation, molecular function: GTPase activity; GTP binding. The transcript has 8 exons. Bases 1 to 639 code for a protein of 212 amino acids. NCBI's taxonomy places the organism in Eukaryota, Heterolobosea, Eutetramitea, Acrasida, Naegleriidae.
AUGAGCAAUAACAAGAAAUCCGGAGAGGUUGAUAUAAAAGUCGUCAUGCUAGGCGAUAGUGGUGUCGGAAAGACAAGCUUGCUGGUUAGAUUUCUCGACAAUACCUUCGGAAAUACUAGAUCUACAAUAGGAGCAUCCUUUUUCAAGAAAUCAAUUCCAAGUAAAAGUGGGAAAGGUUCCAUAGAACUUGGUCUUUGGGAUACAGCUGGUCAGGAGAGAUAUGACUCUCUGAGCUCUUUCUACUGUCGACACACAAACGUAGCCUUGAUUUGCUACAAUGUAACUGAAGAAUCUACGUUUCAAAAUAUUCAAAAAUGGUACCACAAACUUGAGACGAGCGUACCAGCAGAGGAUUGUUUUGUAAUUUUGGUUGGAACCAAAUCAGACUUGGGUAAAUCAGUGAUUACAGAAAAAAAAGUGGAAGAUUUGAUUUCGAAUAACCGACUAAUUUUCAAACAUUUUGUUACAAGUGCAAAAGAUGGAACCAACGUCAGCACUAUUUUCGAUACUAUUGCAGAAGAAUAUGAGCGAAGAAAAGCGAAUAACCAGAACAAGCGAGCAUCUCUUGGUAUGGUUCCUAUUUCUCAGCUGCAAACAAAUGGUGACACUUCUUCUUCCAAGAAAGGUUGUUGUGGAUGA